AUGUUCCCGUACGACGUCAACACCCUCAAGAAGAAGGAAGGUUCUACUGGGUAUCCAGAUGUCGCGUUACGACUGAUAUAUUACCGACAUCUAGCACCCGUCUCAAGCUCGUAUGUGAUGCGGAUAUUCUCUGGAUGGGAUGGAGAUAGCGAUUUACCACGAAUUCUGUCAAUGUCGACCAGUCUCUCAUUCUCCACGAUGGAACCAUUUGACGGUAGCGCUUUUUCCUAUGCCCGUAGCAUCCGCUUGACGUUUUCCUCUCAGGCUCCUUGGCUGCUUGUGCUUCCCAGCCAGGAUCCAACGCUUAUGGCGUGGAGUUCGACUCUCCCGAAAUGUUAUCGUCCCUCGGUAGCACGCAUCUUAGAUGAAAGUGAUUCAUUUGCACGCCUGUAUUCCCAGAGAUGUGAUACCGUUCAUGUAUGGCGGAUGAGAUGCUGCGAUGUCUCCCUAGCGUGUAAACCUCGAUGGAUCAUCGUUCCCACAGCCAUUACAAAACCGUCAACGAGCAUCUAUAGCAAUACAGACUGUUACGCACCAAAGAAACCAAUUGUACUUCCUGUCCAUGUCAAUGCACCCGCUGCACUAUACGAACGAUUGCCGGAUGCUAACAAGUGUUCCGACCGCAACAGCCUCUUUUCCAGCGGGGCCUCUAUACGUUUGAACAAGGGUGAUGUAAUGUUUAGCACUGAACCGCGCCAGCCUGAACGUCCUCUAAUAGCAGCCCCUGGGUUCGAUCUUGCUGAUGUCUUCUGGCAGCUCAGCGCCAGCAGUUCGAUUCUCCGAGAACAUCAUUUCGUUCUGCGUGCUGGAAGUGACGAUGUGAUACCGAAGUCCUUCGCGCUGGCUUUCAGGCCAGUGCCUACACACGGCUCCACCCUCGUUCUACUGCUAGUACUUCCAUGGCUCUGUGACGCUACCAAGUACGGCUUUAGUGGUGGUGAGAUACGCCGCACGAAGACCACCCGAAGGGACGUUUCAACCUGGUCAACUGAGCUCGUUCGCCCACGUACACCUGUUCUUCUCGACGGAAGUCACCCCGGUGGUAAGGAACGCAUGCACGUGGCUGGUUGCUCUGCGCUCUCACCGGACCGGCUCCUAACAAAAACGACCUAG
Molecule: messenger RNA, 1113 nt
Organism: Guyanagaster necrorhizus
Lineage: Eukaryota; Fungi; Basidiomycota; Agaricomycetes; Agaricales; Physalacriaceae
Exons: 10
Coding region: 1-1113 (370 amino acids)
Source: RefSeq, a predicted model, not a curated record